AUGGAAGCAACCAAUCCUGAGUAUGCUUCGAUAUAUGAGAAGGCUGACAAAUAUUUACCGUUCAUUAAAGAAAUCUAUGAAGGGAAGAGUCAAAACAACCAGGAGGCAAAUCUUUUAUCUGGUCUUAUAGAACUCCUGAAACAGUUACCUGAAGAUUUUCAUCUAUUUUGUGACCCUCGUAUCGGUCAAAUUUCAAUAUUUUCAUUAACUUUACUAUCAUUUCCCGAUGAAGCUGCCAGAAAAUGGUUAUUCAAUACAUAUAAUCCCAUUCUAUCCAAAUGUGAGAAAUGUAUAUUAGCAUUUACACGCGGGACUUGUAAUAUGUUGCAACAUUUUGCAACUCAAAGAGAUCUACCCCACGAUCGUGUUUAUAAAUUUAAUGAUCUAGUAACGGAAUGGCGAGCCUCGACUUGUACACCAAUAUUGAGAAAUAUAUCGAUCAGUGAGGAUAGAAAAUCUAUCCAUAUUACACCUACAGUACGUUGCGCAAUGUUCGAAGGGUUAUGUAACCCACAUAUGAUUAGAAACAAUCCUGAUUUUAAACAGAUAUUUGCUGUAAUAUUCAAAUAUUUAUACGAUACAAAAUAUGAAUUACUUGAUGUACGGUCACCAGAGUCAAUACAAACGUUCCUUGCUGGGACUAUUUAUUGUUGGUAUAGUGGGACAAGAGAACAAGAAAGUUGGGCAAAAGAAUUUUUAAAAAAGUUGCAUAGAGAAAACACAAUAAUCACCAAAAAAUCUUUAACACCAGAUUUACUUGAAGAAAUGUUUUAUUACAUUCUUCAUCUAGAGGAUCCAUCAAAUUGGACAACUGAAAAUAUUUCGAAGUUUUGGAUGAAAUUUGUACCAAUAUUUGCUUUAUUAGAUACAGAUGUGUUCAAAGAAUAUUUAAUUGUUCCAAAGGAUAUCAAUUCCUUAACUGCAACAUACAAGUUUCCCAUUGAAUCUAUAUUUAUGUUAUGGUACAAGCAUUUCUCGAUAAAUAUAGCUAAUAAGCCACUUGAUUUCUUAUUGAGAGCAGUGUGCAUUUUAUUAGAUAAAAUGAAUAGCGAAUUUUGGAAAAUUAUUCAUCCUUACACUUUCCACAAUAUAAUCGAAUUGAUUUUUGGUAAUAAUUUAUUCGUCACCAGACUCACAAUUGUACAAAAUAUUAGAAUCCCAGAUGAUGAUAUAGAGACUUAUUUUUCCAACAAGGGUUCCAUGACAGAUUUAUUAUCAUGGAAUUUACCGUUUUAUCACUCUUUAUCUGAAUCAACGAGAAUUCAGAUGGUGAAAAAAGUUUCAGUGGCAUUUCUAAGAAUUGUAGCGACAUACCAUGACCUAAAUUCAACUGCAAAACUGUUCUUAAUGAGCUCUUCAACUGCCCUACUAAAUGAUAUCUUGUCCAUCAAAGAUGAAGAAAGAUCAAAACUCUACGUUCAAGAUGACUUCCAAACAAUUCUUUUUACCAAGAGUGACUCGAGAUCUUUGUUAAAUAACCCGUUAAUUCAAGAUAUUGCUAUUAAAUCUGCGACAAAUGCCGCACAAACAUACCCGGGUAUUGGGACUGCAGUGUAUUCAGUUGCCCAAUCUGUAAUGGCUGUUUUAUCUAAAUGUAUUGACUUGGAUGUUCUACUCCUUUGCCAAAGAACUUAUAGACUAUACUCAGGCAAAAGUAUCAGCGAACUACCAUUACCUCUGACUUUGCUUGAGAAUUUAAAUAGCAAAGUCAAACUAGAUUCAUUUCAAGAUGGCCCACUAUUAGCAAAAUAUCUGCUAAUUUCUAUGCGCAACAUCAAUGGGCUAUUAGUUGUCCCUGGCCAAUCAACCAUAAUCCAAAAACAUAAUGGCACCGUAAAACAAUUUUUAGAUCUAUCAACUAAUUUGAUUAGCAAAUUUACUGACGUUCUGCCAAAUAAACUAUCUGAAAUUUUAGCAGAUAAGAAUGCAUCUCAAGGGUUUUGGUCAUGUAUAUUUUCAUCGGACGCCAACCUGUACCAGGUGACUACCAAUAUUCUUUAUGAUACAUUUGAUGUUGAAGGUAGAUUAGAAGGUAUACAAGCUCUUCUAAAUACUAGUUUAUCAUACCAACUAAGAUCUAUUAAUACUGUAUUGAGACAACUUAUCAAAUGUGAAUUCUAUGAACCUUGCCCGAGGGCAAUCCGAGUUUUAAUGGAUAUUUUAAGUGCCUUUUCAGAUCCAGUAGGUGGUAUUAUUUCAAACUAUAGUAGUUUAAGGGAUGAAAACACAGACAAUGAAAUUGUUACAUUUUGGCAACUUUCAUGGUCAUUUCUAGAUACAAUAUACAAAUGUACUUUACAAUGGGCUUCAAAGUACGAUUACUCUGAGUUAGAAAACUUUACCAAAGAUACAUUGGAAUUGAGUCGUUCAUUUGUUAACUCCUUUAGAGAAUUUUCAGAUAUUAUAUCCAGUUCCGGUGUAGACUUGUUUGACAGUGUUCUGAAGGCUUUUAAAAAUAUGUUGUACUGGUUGAGACUAAGUGAUGAUGAGUUACUAGAAUCUUGUGUAAGAUUAAUAAUAAGUGCCACAGAUCUUGCUUUUGAACGUAAAAUGAAAUUUGGCGACGAAAUCGUAACAUCUUUAACGCAAUAUGCAGUAAAAGCUAAGAGACAUUCCAAUAAAUUGACUGCAUCACAAACAUCUGAAAUAUUAACAAAAGCAAAAUUGUUCAAUUCCCGAUUAGUAACUUCCAUUGUCGACUCAGUUGAAGAAAGCCGCAAAGGAAAGGAAGCUCUUAGACAUCCGACUGUUAGACUACCUAGUCUCGACGAAUCCAGGGCGGAUUUUUUGCAACGAAAGGCUACAUCUUCUUCGAUUCUUGGUAGACCAAAGUCUACCCAACCCAAGAUUACGAAUUUCGGUGUUUUCAAAUCUGGGGCAGACAUGACUUUACAAACGAAAAAGGCACCUAAACCUCUUUCAAAGAUGGAAUUAGCGAGAAAACAGCUGAUGAGUAAUCGUAUCGUACAUCCACCAAGUACGUCAGUUUUCCAUACAAAACCAAAAACUAAAACUAAGGGCGGUGAUUCAAGCGAUAGCGAUAGUGAUGCAGAAGGUGAUCUUGAAACAGCACGUGAAUUAUUUGCCUCAACCAGGGCCAAAAGUCACACAAUCGAAACUGUGGACAUAAAUGGAAAAAAUAUUAAACGUAACACCAAAGCUGAAAUUGCUCGAAUGGAAGAAGAAAAUAUGAGAAGAAGAUUAAAUGUAGACUUAAACCCGCUAUAUGAGACAAUGUUAAAAUGGAAUUAUACAAGAAAAAAUGAAUAUCCAAACGAUGAAACUUCACAGUAUACAGACAUAAAGGAUAAAUUCACAUCAGCUUCAGAAUAUAGAAAAAUUGUUAAACCCUUGUUAUUGUUGGAGUGCUGGCAAGGUUUAUGUGCAGCAAGGGAUAGAAUUGAUAACAUACCAUUUAGUGUUAUAUGUGGUAACCGGAGAGUUGUAUCUGACUUUUACGAUAUCUUCACCUCUAUGUCAAAAUCUUUUGUAGAAAGUAGUAAAAUCAGCGAGUCCGAUCUAAUUGCGAUGGCCUAUUUCCCAAACCUACACCCUGGGGAGAAACCAUCUAACGAUGACUUUAGAAAGGCCGAAAACACUUGUCUUGCUAAAAUUCGUUCUAUUAAUUAUGCCAAGAAUAAUACAGUUGAAAUAACGUUACGUAUCCACAGAAAUCAGCCAUUUUCUAAAUUCCUUACCCUAAGGUCCGAAAUACAUGCCAUAAAGGUAAUGCAGAUGACCACUGUAGAGAGAGAAUAUCAAACCAUCGAAGCUUUAGAAUAUUAUGAUUUAGUUGACCAAAUUUUGGCAGCGAAACCAUCCCCACCGGCUCAUGUUUCUCCUAAUGAGGUAGAAAACGUCAAGCGUUGCUAUAAAUUAAAUACUUCGCAGGCGCAAGCCAUUGUCAAUACUGUCUUGAAUGAAGGUUUUUCUUUAAUUCAGGGGCCACCAGGUACAGGUAAAACCAAAACAAUAUUAGGAAUUGUGGGAUAUAUCCUUUCCUUGAGAAAUGCUCUACCAUCCAACGUUAUCACAGUCCCUACUGGACAGGCGAAUAAUACUAUGGACCAACUAUUGAAAAAACAAAAAGUUUUAAUAUGUGCUCCAAGUAAUGCAGCUGUGGACGAAAUUUGUAUUCGUUUAAAAGAUGGUGUUUACGAUAAGAAUGGUAAUUUAAUUAAACCGCGAGUCGUUCGUGUUGGUCGAUCUGAUGUAGUCAAUGUCGCGAUCAAAGAGCUUACUUUAGAGGAGUUAGUAGAGCGUAGAGUAUCUGCUAAGAACCAGGAAUACCUGCAAAAUCCUGAACUAGACCAAAAGUUUCACGCUACAGUUUUGGAAAGACGGGAACUAAUGUUUAAACUAAAUUCUGAAAAUGGUAAGCCUGAGAGUAAGCUCUCGUCAGAAGAUAUGAGAAAGUUACAAACACAAAUCAGAGAGUUAAGCAAGACACUUAACAUUCUUGGUAAAGAGAAAGAUGAACUGAGGGAACAAAGAUCAUUAAACUCAAGAAAACGUGAUAUAGAUAGGAGAAAUGCACAAGCCCAGGUUCUGUCUGAGAGUGACAUCAUUUGUUCAACGUUAUCCGGUUCAGCUCAUGAUGUUUUAGCAACCUUGGGUAUAAAAUUUGAUACUGUAAUUAUUGAUGAAGCUUGUCAAUGUACCGAACUGUCUUCGAUAAUUCCGUUAAGAUAUGGUGGUAAGAGAUGUAUCAUGGUCGGUGAUCCCAACCAACUUCCUCCGACGGUCUUAUCUGGUGCUGCUAGUAAUUUCAAAUACAAUCAAUCUCUCUUUGUUCGUAUGGAAAAGAACACCACCCCAUAUUUAUUAAAUGUCCAAUAUCGUAUGCACCCAGAUAUAAGUAGAUUCCCCUCACUUGAAUUUUACAACGGACGUUUAUUAGAUGGACCAGAUAUGGCCAUGAUCAACAAAAGACCAUGGCAUACAUGUCCUCCAUUACAACCUUAUAAAUUCUUUGAUAUCUCUACUGGUCAGCAAGAGCAAAAUAAAAAAACUAUGUCAUAUGUGAAUACUGAAGAAAUUAAUGUUGCUGUUGAGCUUAUCAAUUUCCUAUUUACUAAAUUUGAAAAUGAUGUAGAUUUUACAGGAAAAAUUGGGGUGAUCUCUCCAUACAAAGAACAGAUGCAACGAAUGCGUAGACAAUUUACAUCAUAUUUUGGUUCAUUUAUAAAUAAAUAUAUUGAUUUUAACACAAUUGAUGGUUUCCAGGGUCAAGAAAAAGAAAUUAUCAUCAUAUCAUGUGUUCGUGCUGACGACACAAAAUCGUCGGUGGGUUUCCUAAAGGACUUUCGGCGUAUGAAUGUUGCAUUUACAAGAGCUAAGACUAGUCUUUGGAUCCUUGGUCAUAGAAAUUCCUUAUAUCAAAAUAAAUUAUGGAGAAACUUAAUAGAGGAUGCAGAAUCUAGACAUAGUAUUCAAAAGGCAUAUGCAGGUUUUCUUUCCGAUAAACAACCAAAGGAAAGGAUCAAUACUGUUGUAGGCACAAAUGACGACUCUUAUAAUCCAUUGGAUAUUGCUGACAGAGCUGGAAGAAAAAGGCCUGCCAUAAGUGAAUCCCUCUCUAUGCAACCGCAACAGAAAAAGCCAAAAGAUAUUCCAAUUAAAGAAAUCGAGUUAGCAGAGGGUGAAGAAAAGAGAUUAAAAAGAGAAGAGAAACAAAGAAAGAAAGAAAAAAAAGAAAAGAGGGAUAAGAAGGAGAAUAAAGAGAAGAAGGAAAAGAAGAAAGAAAGGAAAGAUAAGAAGGAAAAAAAAGAUAACAACGAGAAAGGUUUUGAGAAAGAAAACAAGAAUGGAAGUUCUUCUGGGACUAAAAGAAAAUCUUCGUUCUUUGGACCUACCAAAUCACCUUCACCUUCUACAGCUCCCAAUAAUAAUAUAUACAUCAAUGAUGAAAAAAUAAAAAAACAGAGAAAAUCAUCUAGUUUGAAGGAUAAUAGACAUCUCAAAUUUGUAGAUGACAUAAUCGCCAUUCCGGAGUCGGUAUGGGAUAAAAUUCCCCCAUCGAAUUCGAACCCGCGACCUUUAAAAUCUGCAAUGAAAGGAAAAGAUUUAAAAAGGACUGAUAAUAAAGAGGAUUCUAAUACAAAGAACAAAAAGCCUUCCGGUUCUUUAAACAAUAAUAUUAGCAAAAGCAAUACACGUGAAACUGACACAUUAAAUAAGGAGGCUAAAGUUUCGAAUGUAUCAGCUUCACAUGCCAACGAUUUAAUAGUUGAAAAACAUGCUUCCGGAUCCCCUCCAGAUGAUGACUACGAUCCCACAGCAUCACUGGGUACUAAGAAUGAGAAGGAAGACACAGUUGUGCCACCAGUAACAGCCAAUUUAAAAACGGAGACCAAUUCUAAUGAUAAAUUAUCAAGAUCUGUUUUAGGGAAACAGAACGAGAUUUCAACCUCGACAUCAGCGUCAACUGAACAAUCAAAUGUAAAUGGGAGCUCAAGAUUAGAGCCUAGAGCGAUCGAUAAGAUCCAAACUCUUCCAUCUAAUCCCCCAAGAAUAUCUUAUACAAAUCAUGAGGAGCCUCAGAGCAUGUCUGCCAGUUUUAAGGAUAGAAUAACCCCGAUUAGUCGAUAUGGUACUUCCUCAAAAGAGUCAAGGUUCGAAAGUACUCCAUCACCUGGGAGUACAUUGCCUUAUAAAUCUAGGGAGUAUAGUAACAAUUUUGCUCAACACAACGGACAACCUUCUGGAUUUCAUGGAUAUUACAAUAAUAAUAAUAUUAACAAUAAUAAUUUCAAUAAUAACUUUGGUAACAAUCCGGAUACACGCUAUAAUAAUUACCCAAAUGCAAGAUAUGAACAUAGCCAAAAUUCUGAAACUAGCAGACACCCUAAUGCUAAUUAUCACAAUGGUGUAAAUGCUGGAUUUGGUAGUAAUAUGAAUACAAAUCACGAUACAAAAUCGUACUUAGGGUACAAUAGUUAUCAAAACUCAAGAUAUGGACCAAGUUCAAGUGAGCAUCAUCAAAAUGAUCCGUACUACCCCGGAUCUACCAACCGUUAUCAUUCACCUCCGCUAUCCAAUGCCGAAACGGUAAGUGAAGAAUCAAGAACACCUUCAAAUGGCCCUUCAAAGAAUAGUAGGAGGACUCCGGCACCUUCUCCAUUUAUACCAAAGAGGAAGAGGACAUUUAAAUGA
Molecule: messenger RNA, 7155 nt
Organism: Maudiozyma saulgeensis
Lineage: Eukaryota; Fungi; Ascomycota; Saccharomycetes; Saccharomycetales; Saccharomycetaceae
Source: the annotation of a GenBank genome assembly